This is a messenger RNA of Macroventuria anomochaeta, 186 nucleotides long. RefSeq lists its product as uncharacterized. The record is from RefSeq and is a predicted model, not a curated record. Gene Ontology annotation, molecular function: RNA binding. NCBI's taxonomy places the organism in Eukaryota, Fungi, Ascomycota, Dothideomycetes, Pleosporales, Didymellaceae. The transcript has 2 exons. Gene Ontology annotation, biological process: mRNA splicing, via spliceosome. The annotation marks the transcript as partial. Gene Ontology annotation, cellular component: ASAP complex; nucleoplasm; cytoplasm.
AUUCGCGAGAUCUUCGGCAAAUAUGGGACAAUCAAGGAUUUGAGGAUGCCCAUGAAUCCAGUUUUCAACGUAAAUCGCGGAACCGCAUACAUCAUGUACGAAGAAAUUGACGACGCCGAGCGCGCAAUCGCAAAAAUGCACGAAGCACAGCUAGACGGCGCAAAGAUCCAGGUCUCGAUUGUCCUU